Molecule: messenger RNA, 1492 nt
Organism: Cotesia glomerata
Lineage: Eukaryota; Metazoa; Arthropoda; Insecta; Hymenoptera; Braconidae
Exons: 2
Coding region: 15-1271 (418 amino acids)
Source: RefSeq, a predicted model, not a curated record
UUUCCUUUCAGAAAAUGCAAUUAAAACAAAAAAUUUUUUUAGCCAAAUCAGAGUGUGCCAAAAAAUCCAAAGUCAUUGUUGAAAGAGAGAUUCAACAAUUACCAGAAGAAUAUAAAAUUGUCGUAUCGUCAUGUUUUGAAGCAGCUAAAAAAUCUAAUUCCCAUGGCAGGCGGUACACUUUGGAAUGGAUAUAUGAGUGCUUACUUAUAAGGUUAAAAAAUAGAAACACGUAUCAGUUUAUUCGCCAACGGAACAUUUUACCACUUCCAUCGUUGGAAACUUUAAACAAAUUUGUGCGGAAAAUAAGCUGCUCGGCAUACGGAUUUCAGCCUUCAACGUUCAAUUGCCUAAAAGAAAGAUGUCAAUCGAUGAAAGAAUCAGAAAGACGCGGUGUUAUAUUGGUUGACGAAAUUAAACUAUGUGAGAAUGUAACAUUUGAUUCACUAUUAAUGAAGUAUAGCGGUUUUGUUGACUUGGGAAAACAUACUCUACAUAACGAAAAAAAUAUGCCUGCUGAUCACGCACUAGUUUUUAUGUUUGUACCCUUUCGAGGACGGUGGGCACAAACACUUGGUUGCUUUCUCUCAAGAAAUGCUUGUACUAGUGUGCCACUGCGACAGCUUAUGUUGGAGUGUAUUCUUUUGAUGGAAAACAGUAGACUAAAAGUAGAUGCAGUGGUAUCAGAUGGUGCUACUUGGAAUCGCGCAGUUUGGAAAUUUUUUGGCAUUAACGAAAGCCGUGUAAGUUGUGAACACCCGUAUGAUAGUAGUCGAAAAUUGUGGAUGUUAUCUGAUUUUCACCACUUAAUAAAAUGCUUCAGAAAUGGUACAAUUAAUGAAAAGGUGAAAGAAUUUGAGACGCCUUACGGACUAGUUAAAAAACAACAUUGGGAAGCUGUGUUAAUGGAAGAAAAUUAUUUGCAGCCAAAUUUGAAAAUUGCAUAUAAAUUGACACCAACUCAUUUGAACCCAAAAGGCUACCAACAAAUGAACGUACCUCUUGCUACUCAAAUUUUUGGUCAUGAAAUUUCAGUUGCAAUGGCACACUAUCAAAGGACAUGUAGUGAACUAAAGGAUUCUAUUUCAACUCAAAAAUUGAUAGAUGUUAUGCAUAAUCUUAUUCAAACUAUGUCUUCUCGUACACCGAGAGAUGCUCUGUAUAAAGCAAAAGAUUGUCGACAAAGAAAAGUAAGUGUAUUAUUAUGUCUAUUAUUUCUGGUUUGCAAGUUGAAUUCAAAAACUUUUUUGAAUCUAACCAUUUCACUUCCGUAAUAUUUUCUUAUUACUAGUACGAUAUACUAUCACAUCGUUUGUGAUAUAUUAAUAUUUGUUACUUAUGACUACAGGAUUGAUACCAAAUACAGUAAAUCACAUGAGAAUUUGUGAAUUUACUUAUGCAAACGAUACGAUGUGCAGAUGUACAAUAUUAUUUGUAUUCGUUACAGUUAGUAUGGAAUAUAUGUAAAAUAUUUCAUCAACCUGAAUGGUUCACA